ACGGAGGUGGUGCGUAAAGUGGCCUCGUCCUUCUUCUGCCUGCUGGUCUUCCUGUCCGUCUGUAAAGUCUUCCCCGUGGAGCGGAACAUCGACGACGACUUCAUCGCCAACACGCCGGUCUACGGCCAGGUGGUCUACCUGUACCUGUCCAUGCUGACCACCAGACCCAAGUACUACUUCGUCUGGACGCUCGCUGACGCCAUCAACAACGCCGCCGGCUUCGGCUUCAACGGCUACGCCAGCGACGGCUCCCCUCGCUGGGACCUCAUCUCCAACCUGAGGAUCCUCAACAUCGAGUUAGCCACGAGCUUCAAAGUGUUCCUCGACAACUGGAACAUCCAGACGGCUCACUGGCUCAAAAG
This is a messenger RNA of Etheostoma cragini (Arkansas darter), 362 nucleotides long. RefSeq names its product lysophospholipid acyltransferase 2-like. Gene Ontology annotation, cellular component: membrane. The annotation marks the transcript as partial. NCBI's taxonomy places the organism in Eukaryota, Metazoa, Chordata, Actinopteri, Perciformes, Percidae. The transcript has 3 exons. The record is from RefSeq and is a predicted model, not a curated record. Gene Ontology annotation, biological process: lipid modification. Gene Ontology annotation, molecular function: acyltransferase activity.